GCGCGGCGAGCGAAGGGUUACAGGCCCCGCAUGCGCCGGGCGGGAGCGGGGCCGGCCCGGGGUCGGCGGCGCUGGAUGGGCGUCACUGCUGCCCGCCGCGCUCACUGGCUGCGGGCGGCGCGGGGAUGCCGGGCCGGGACGCUGAGAUGCAUCCAGUCCUAAAGGCCUUUGUGUGUGGCUCCAUCAGUGGCACUUGUUCUACGCUCCUCUUCCAACCCCUUGACCUGCUGAAAACCCGCCUGCAAACUCUGCAGCCUGCCGUGAAUGGGUCUGGUCGUGCUGGGAUGGUAAGGCUGCUCUUUAGGGUUGUUCGUACUGAGAGUAUUCUGGGGCUCUGGAAAGGUGUCUCUCCAUCCUUUGCAAGAUGUAUUCCUGGGGUUGGGAUUUACUUCAGCACUUUGUACAUGAUGAAGCAGAAGUUCUUAGUGGACCGUUCACCCACAGCCCUGGAGUCUGUCUUCCUGGGUGCCACUUCACGUGCAGUUUCUGGGAUUUGCAUGUUGCCAGUGACUGUAGUGAAGACCCGAUAUGAGAGUGGAAGAUUUGGCUAUGGGAGCGUAUAUGGUGCUCUGAAGAAUAUCUAUCAGACGGAAGGGGCUCGUGGCAUGUUCAGCGGGCUCACGGCGACACUGCUGCGGGAUGCCCCCUUCUCUGGCAUAUACCUGAUGUUCUACACGCAGACCAAAAAACUCACACUGCAGGACCAGCUGGAUCCAGUGCUCAUGCCCUUGCUGAAUUUUGGCUGUGGGAUCUUUGCGGGAAUCUUGGCCUCGCUGGCAACGCAGCCUGCUGAUGUCAUCAAAACACACAUGCAGCUGACCCCCCAAAAGUACCACAGGACAAGCCAGGCCAUUGCCUUCAUUUACAAGGACUUUGGGUUGGUUGGCUUUUUCCGAGGUGGUGUGCCCCGUGCCCUCAGGCGCACUCUGAUGGCAGCAAUGGCAUGGACGGUGUAUGAACAGAUGAUGGAAAAAAUGGGCUUGAAGUCUUGACCGAGUUGCAUGAGAAAUGACCAGCUUCACUCCUUCUCCUGCUUGCUGUGAUCAACUGGCACUAGGAAGUUCCCUGUUCCACAGAGGAAUAAGCCUUGCUCAGCCAGGAGGAAGAAAGCCCUUCUGAGACAGGGGAGUAGGCCUUUUGGCAAGUAGAGGAACGGAAAGACUGGACCUUUGCAUUGUUUGAUCAAUGUAUUCCAGAAGGACUGCACUUGCAGACUGCCAUGGGAAAUGGCAGGGUUUCAGCUAUUUUUAAAAAUAGCUCUGUGCUCACCACCUUUACACAGUGAGACAUUCCUAGAACAAAAGUGUUUGAGGAGAAAACCUGCCAGCCUGUUCCUUGCUAGUGUGGCCAGUAAGGCCACAGUGAGCCACCGUCUGAUAUAGAACCUCCUUCCUCAUAUGCUUUGUACUCAGAGAGGAACAUUGCAGGCCCCAGUGGGGGACUGGAUGUGUCUCUUAAUGCUUAUAUUGCAGGAGUGGCUGGAAGAGAAAUGAAGUGCUGAAGGAAAGCUAGAAACAUGGUCUCUGACAUCACUUUCGUACUGUGUGUGAUAGCAGAGAGAGUAACUGGAACCUCCUUGCUGCGUUUUGUGUUAUUAUGUGAUUGAGCAUCUUCACACCGUUGAAGUGUGCUUCUGCCUCUACAGCAGUGUUUGCACUGGAAUUAAGAAGCAUAAGGCACUUUAGAAUUGAUUGCUACCAAAGUGCUACUUGUUCUCUGAAAAAAAAUUCCUGCUGGUUUUAACAUUAGCAGAAACGCUCAAGUGGGUUUUAUUGUGCGUUUCUUUUUUUAUCACAGAGAUUUACUUGCUUCCCACUACUCGUUUGUUAAUCCCCGAUCAACACCCUCAGUGUGAACUGGUCCUUCGAUGUAGCUUUGAGGGUUAUGGCUCAUAAUGCAUAAAGGUAUGAUGGAAGCAGAUAGAGAUACUGGCACUUCAGGUUUCCCUUAAAAGCAGCUGCUGAUUGCGUGUGGAGUGUGUUUGGGGUUUGGAAAGAAAAGGCUGCUCUUUCUGUAAGAUUUCUCCAAAGUUUGAGCCC
Messenger RNA from Neopelma chrysocephalum (saffron-crested tyrant-manakin), 2039 nucleotides. RefSeq names its product solute carrier family 25 member 38 (gene SLC25A38). The record is from RefSeq and is a predicted model, not a curated record. Gene Ontology annotation, molecular function: glycine transmembrane transporter activity. The coding region runs from base 126 to 992 and encodes 288 amino acids. Gene Ontology annotation, cellular component: mitochondrion; mitochondrial inner membrane. Gene Ontology annotation, biological process: glycine import into mitochondrion. The transcript is spliced from 7 exons. Lineage: Eukaryota; Metazoa; Chordata; Aves; Passeriformes; Pipridae.